GACAGUAUUGCAUGGUGGACACAAUUGCAUCUGACACCGGCCUCAUAGAUGCCGAAUAGGUUGAUAUGAGAAACCCCAUGCAAAGUAGAACUUAGAAGUGGUGGUGGUGGUGGUGGUUGUUGGCUCUACUGAAAAUCAAAACAACAAAUAGCGCCCUCACUCGGUUUGUUUUCAUACUUAGCAGCGCGCAUCUUAAAAAUGGCGGACAGUCAACCCGUUCGUCUGCAAGAAAAAGAGAACAUGAUGAUUCUGGAUUUAUCUGGUCGAAGCUUGAAGAGGCUGGACCGGGUGAAGGAGACGGCCGAUGAGUCUUCGCCUUCCUCCUGCACAACUCUCAUCUUAGAUCGUAAUGCAAUCUCUAAGAUUGAGUACCUGGAGGACUUUCAUGCACUGCAGCAGCUUUCCAUAGCCAGUAAUCGUCUGGUACGCAUGAGUGGUAUCUCAAAGACAAGAACGCUACGUGUACUCAACCUACCUAAUAACAGCAUCCAGUCAAUAGAGGGCUUGAGGGAUCUACUCAACCUGGAAUGGCUUAACUUAUCUGGGAACAGCAUCAAGAGUAUUGACCACCUGAACAGCAAUCUGAGACUAAAACAUCUGGAUCUAUCUGACAACAGCAUCUCCUCGGUCAGCGACAUCUCCAUGUUAACAGGUCUCAAGACACUGUUGCUUCACGGUAACAUCUUGACCACGCUAAGGAGUGUACCGGCUUACUUCCCAACGUCCAUUGAAAUAUUAUCCCUGGCUGAGAAUGAACUCUCAGAUUUGGCAGAGGUAUCGUAUCUUUCCUGUCUGUCACAACUUCAACAGCUCUCCCUCAUGAACAACCCGUGCGUCAUAAUGUCAACCUCAUCCUCAAAUUUCUGUUUUGAUUACAGGCCGUACAUUGUCAACUGGUGCUUGAGUCUUAAGAUGCUAGACGGCCAUGUUGUCACCCAGAAAGAAAGUUUGAAAGGGGAGUGGCUGUACAGUCAAGGGAAGGGACGUUCAUUCCAUCCAGGACAGCAUGCCCAGCUUGUGGAGUUUCUCAGCCACACAUGCCCUGUCCCAGCUGAGACCGAGCUGCAGACAAAAGAAGAUGAGAAACUGGUCAAGAUCUUACAGCAGCAGCGUCUUCACCAACAGCAGCUCCAACGCCCUCCCACCAUGUCCCACCAUCACCAUCCUGCCAGUAGUCCUUCCGAAAGAUCUCCCCACCAGGGAGGUCCACACCACAGACACUCACCGAGGCAGAGCACUCCUGCCACUGGCAAGAGCUCCGGGAAGAAAUCUCCAAAGUCUCCGAUGGAAGGAGGGGUCCACUCUGACGCUGUGGCUUCCUCUCCUCAGGGGAUGCAGGACACCAGGCAGGUAGGAGGAGUACCAGGGACGGCCUGGGAGUCAACAACAGCGGGGGGACAGCCUGUGCAAUUGAACUUCAAACCUGGCGCUAUGGAAAGAGAAAACUUGCUCGAUAUGGUGCUGCAGGAUCUAGAAAAUGAAGAAACCAUGAGUAACACAAGUCAGCUAGCCUCCGAGUCUCAAUACUUGCCAGUGUCCACUGCAUCCUCCCCGACUAAGGCGAUCGACCAGCGACCCUCAACAGCCCCUCCCCAUGCCAUCCCCUCUCGCGAUGUUGACCCAAUCCCCGCAGAGGUCAAGCCCCAGCAGCGUCCCUACACAGCAUUCACAUUCCACAAGGAUAUGUCACUCUUGUCAUCAGGUCAAAAGGACAUAGGUCACGACCUCUCCGGGAAACUUGCAUCUCCGCAGCCGACCCAUAGUACGACAAAGUACGAUGAGUAUGACAGAAGGCCGAUGAAGCCACUUGCUAAGGUUGGGGCUGCAACCAAGAAAGCUAAAGUCCACGUCACCCCUAGCCCGAAGUUGAGUCGGAAACCGCGGGUGGUGCAGGGGAAACACACCAAUCCAGCUACUCCAACAGGUACCACACCGAUCCGUCACCGAUCACCGAGCCGAGAAGUGGGGAAGAAGGACGACACCUUCAGUAGCUCAGAGCUGAAGAGGAUCAAGGAGAUUGCCAAUAGUAGGAGGAUGGCUAAGAGUCCGACGGCCACCUCGCCGAAGCAGACUAAGAAGAGAGAUAGAAGAGGGGUUACAGUGGAACGAACUGAUAGGAAGGCAUCCACUGAAGGGGAGGAGGAGAGGAGCAUACAGUCUGCUCAGAAGGCUGGUGCUUCUAUGAUGUGCAAUCAGGAUGCGGCCAAGAGCCAGCCGAGAAUGACCAGCAGUCAAGACAAGCAGGCCAAGGCAGCCAUUACGAUUCAAGCUUUCUGGAGAGGUCAUAGUGCAAGACGGCGUAACCCGGUAGUCAUCGACACCCAGAAUGCCAUCAGAGUCCAGAGGGUGGACGACCACAUCAAGUUUCUCAAUACUGAACUGGAAAGAACGAGGCAGUUAUACGAGCAAGAGAAACAGCUGCGUACUCUGCAGAUGGAGGCCCUGAAACUUCUUUGGUCCCAGGUGAAGACAUUACAUGAUUGGAAACAUGACGUAGAGAUCACUGAGGAAGGAUUCCCCGGUAAGAGACAGAUGAAGACUGUUGCUACGUCCCCACUCUUCAAGAAGACCAAGGAGGACAAUGAAAAGGUCUUUGUCUUCCCUGAGGAGAGCGAAAGACCAACGACCUCAAAUCAGGAAAACCUUCAGCAGCAGGUGAAGAAGUUGCAGGAGUCGAUGGAUGCCAUUGUAAGCCUGAUAUCCUCAGGAGGAUUGAACGAUAGUCAAACGUCAGAUCAAAUCACUCAAAUAGCAUCUCCAUUACGCACACUGACAAGACCACUGACUCUUGAUCGCCCAGGAGAACUUGAGAAAUCUUCUCCAGCUACUAGUAUCCCACGUAAACCUCAGAACGUCCGUGUAUCUUUGCGCUCCGACACAAGCCUCUCCCUUAAUUGGACCCCCUCCUCCAUCGUUGAUGGAUCAGCAGUGUCCAGUGCAGUCAGCUCUGUCCUCGGCUACCGGCUGUACAUCAAUAAAGACAAGCGCCCUCUGGAGUCCAUUGAAGUCCCAACAACCCAAGCAAUUCUGGGAGGGCUCUUGCCAGGACUGUACAGGUUUACUGUCUGUGCCUUUACAUCUAUAUGUGAAUCACAAGCCUCUGACGCUGUAAGUAUUGAAAUACCUCAGAUGAGCAAGUAUGCCGAUCAAGGCAAGCAGGAUCGCAUCUUGCACUCGCCACUAGGUACUGAUAAGAGCCAAGGAGAUGCUUCCAUCCUGGAUGAUGACAUCCCCACACAAGAUUUGGACUGUAAGGAUGCGUUUGAUGAUACCUUCCGCACAAGUCUACCACCUUCGCCAGAGCCCCCACUUGUGCAGACUCAGAUUGAUGAUUCCCAAAUUGAGAAUGCCGCAGCCUUCACAGUCGCUCGGGAGAUGAGUCUGGCGAUAGUAGAGCAAGCCAUGAAGACGGCUCUUGAUUCGGAAGAAUCAGCAGGCGAUGCGUCUGUCGGGAAUGAUCUGCCUCCUCGAGAUGAUCCAACUGGGGACAGCUCAACAGGAGAUGGUAGUAGUCCUGGAGGUGGUAGUCCUGGAGGAAGUAGCUGUCCUGGAGGAAGUAGCUCCCCAGGAGGAAGUAACUCCCCAGGAGAAGGUUCCCUCCCAGGAGGAGGUAAUGGUAAAGUACAACAGGAUGAAAUGACUGACCAUACUCCUCCUGAAGGAGAGACAUCUGAAGAAGGUCCUACCACCAGCUUAGCUAGCAAGGAUGUCCAUUCUACAGCAGUAAAGCAUGAUGCAGCCUUGGUAGACACUGCAUUGAUUCAUCGACAGAACUUACUGAUCGAGCAUCUAAUAGAUAUGAAAGGCAUGUCCCAGGAUGCUGUCCUUGUGAACUUGCUCAGCGAAAUAGCUCAACAGUCGCCUCAUCAUGACUUACAGAGGGGUGGAGUUGAAAACUUGCUGUCCUUUCCAACCCACCAGGAAAGCAUUCAACAGAACUCCUUAUCUGAAACUGUCAAGUUUGAACAGGAUAUCCGAGCGGCAACAAACGAACAGAGCAGUGCGACGGUAGGCACCAGUGCCUCAAAGGGUGACCAGUGUCUGCCAGGAAUCAAAAUUGAAGUAACGGCACUAGAACCACAAGAACAGUCAAGUGCCAGUGACAUUCAGUCCAUGAAGCGACUCACUGUGUCGCCAGCCAAGGGUCAGGGAAUUGGUCUACCAUCAAGUGGCUUGAAAGCACAGCCUGGCAGACCUGCUGCAGAUAUACCAGUCCACAUUCCUCGAGGAGCCGUAAGAAAUCUCAUGAUUCGGGAGCAAGGCAGCCGCAGCCCCUCGCCUAAGAGGGCAUGCAAAACGUCGUCUACAGCCUACGCCAACAGAGAUAGGUCCCACUUAUCUCAAGUGCUCACCAGCCGACAGCUGAAGCCAAGCAAACUUGCCAUAAGCUUUUCAGGGCCAUCUUUAGUCAGCGACCUAAAGCAAGGGUUCCCUGACAAUGACUUCAACAGGCCAAAGAGUCAAGAGAUUGAGGCGUUGAAUUUGGAGAUGUCCUCGUUGCAAUUAUCCCAGCAGGAAUCUACAUGUACGCUGGAUGAGAGUAGUUAUGACGAAGGCACAGUUGGACUUAAUGAGGUGUCGAGAAUGAAGGAACCAGGUGAUACCUCUCCCACCAAUGGCUACAAGGACACGCCUCUCUACUCCUUGCAACCAUCCGCAUCAGCCGAGCUGAUCCAAGACACAUCUGAUCAGAUGCCUUCCCCAUACACGGAGGCCCAAGACACAACUCAAGGCCCAUCUGCUCUUCCUUCCCCUCCUCCCUCUGCCUCAACUGACCCGACGAAAAAGGACUCCAGGAACAAAUCAAGAGCAAAAACACCCUCCUCUAGUAAGACACCCGCCUCCACUAAGGCACCUCAGGAAAACACAAGCCCAGAGUCAACUCGUGAGUCAGCCAGAACCACGGAGAGAAACCCACCGACCCUUGGGUCACCGACUAAGAGCAGACUACCGAGAAUGUUCAGUGGAAUCCCGGAGUCCAGAGCGAGGUCGGCCUCUCCAUCUACCAAGACAGUGGCUCCAAAGAAGAAGACGUCGCCGUUGUUCAUCAGUAAUAAGAAGACAGAUAAGGGGGAGGGGGAGUAG
Messenger RNA from Asterias rubens (European starfish), 5085 nucleotides. RefSeq lists its product as uncharacterized. Gene Ontology annotation, molecular function: protein binding. Lineage: Eukaryota; Metazoa; Echinodermata; Asteroidea; Forcipulatida; Asteriidae. The transcript has 17 exons. The record is from RefSeq and is a predicted model, not a curated record. The coding region runs from base 199 to 5085 and encodes 1628 amino acids.